Drosophila ficusphila is the source of this 2855-nucleotide messenger RNA. RefSeq names its product GPI ethanolamine phosphate transferase 1-like. Gene Ontology annotation, cellular component: endoplasmic reticulum membrane. Gene Ontology annotation, biological process: GPI anchor biosynthetic process. Gene Ontology annotation, molecular function: mannose-ethanolamine phosphotransferase activity. The record is from RefSeq and is a predicted model, not a curated record. NCBI's taxonomy places the organism in Eukaryota, Metazoa, Arthropoda, Insecta, Diptera, Drosophilidae.
UUGCAGUAGUUUUUUCAAAAAACGUCACACUACAAAUAAAAUUUUAUUAUAUUAUAUUCUUCCCUAAUUCGCACUGUGUUUUAGGUUUUCCCGUGGAAAAAUGUGGAAAAUUCAAUCGUUGGUAGUGCACAUCUUGUUGACAGGCUCCAUAUUGACCACAUAUUUCCAACCAACUUUGUUGCCAAAUCUCGUGCCACAGAAGACGAUGCGCGAGUUGGCUCUGGAGCCCCCAGCAGAUCGAUUGGUUGUGUUUCUAACCGACGGCUUGCGAGCUGCUACCUUUUUUGCCAAUAAUGGCAGUGAUAUUCCGGAUCUGAGGGAUAUAUUCCGGAAGCAAGGACGAAUUGGAAUAUCCCGCACUUGUGCUCCCACAAUGACGCGACCUGGACACAUCGCCAUAUUCGGUGGCUUCAAUGAGGAUCCUGCGGCUGCGUUGGUCAACUUUCGCUACAAUCCCAGCAAUUUCGACACCGUCUUCAAUCGCAGCAGAAACACGAUAGGCUGGCUUCAUAGGAAUGUAAAAAGCUAUUUUGUAGGCCUUCCGCACGGCGGAGCUCCACUUCGAUUCGAAUGGUACUUGGAGGCACAAUUGCCGGAAAAACUCACCUGUGAUAAGUGGGCUUUCGAAAAGGUUGAAAAGUUUUUAAAGAAUGCCGACAAUGCUCGGGAUUUAAAAAGCCAGAAGUCGGUGGUGUUCUUCGUCUAUUUGGCCGAUAUGGAUAUAGCUGCCCACCGUUACAGACCUCUUAGCAAAAGGUUCCACAAAAAGCUGCAGCACACACAGAGGGGCAUUCGAAGAACAUAUGAGCUUUUUGAGCGGGUUUUUAAUGACAGCAGAACUGCUUAUUUGAUGACUUCCGAUCAUGGCAUGAAUGACAAUGGAAUCCAUGGAGGUGGAAGCUCCCUUGAAGUCGAGACUCCCUUAUUUAUGUGGGGAGCUGGAGUGAGUCGGGAAGGAGUCGAUCCUGAAUCCACCUUUCUUACUAACGCCAACAUUUCCGAGGUGGAUCAGAUUCAGCUAGCACCACUUAUGUCUGCUCUAAUUGGUCUUCCACCACCCAUGAACAACUUAGCCCUGAUGCCAGUGGGUUACCUUAAUGUGAGCAGGGAGUACGAAGUAAUGGCUCUGCAUCUGAACGUCUUGCAACUUUUGGACCAGGCAAAAAUUCUUAUCCAACGACACGAAAAUGCAGUAUUUUAUAAAUGGUUGCCGAAAUUUGAGGAACUUAACUUGGGACAGAUUGAUCAAUAUUCAAAAAACAUUAAGUCUCUAUUAUCACAAGGAAAUACGAAAGUGGCCAUGGAAACUUGUCAGAACUUCGGAAAAUUGGCUCAACUGUGCUUGGCCUACUACCACCAGUAUUACCAACUCCCCUUGAUGGUGGCCACCACUGCAUCCUACUUGAUUUGGUUCUAUUGCCUUCUUCUGCAGCUCACUCGAUUGUGCAAGAGGGAAAAAGGGCAGAGAAGGGGAUUUCAGACUGUAUCAACCCUAGUAUUGGUCCUUUUGAGUAUAUUGCUUCUCGUUUUGCUAACUCUGCAAAAGUUGCUGUUACCAAUUGGAAUGCUAAUAAUGGCUCAAGCCGAACGACCUGUAAAAAGCUUCUUGAUUAUGAAACCAAUUUGGAACUUGGUCUGCAUUCUGGUGCCCGCUGGUCUGUUAAUAUUGAUGGCCUUUUUCUAUCACCAUACUUGUGUUCUGUACUUAAUUUCCGUACUCCUCAUCAAUCGAAGGGGUUUUGUUAAACCUAACGUGAAGUUAUUUGUCUGGCUGACAACAGUUAUGUUAUUAAGUGGACUGAUGUUCGUACAGCAAUAUACUAGAAACCGACUCAAAACAAUUCCCAUAAAAAGUUCCCAUGUUCUUUAUAUCAGCAUGCUGAUGGCGAUUAUUCGCCCUUUGAUCUUGGGACAUCGACAUGAUCCUCGUGUUUGGGCCAUUAACGCGUUGACUCUUAUAGCCGGAGCCUAUGGAAUUUAUCAAUACGAAGAUAAGGAAAGAGUCUCAGUUUAUGUCUAUGUCAUAACUUGGUCGUUUCUGAUCUUUGCUUUCCUUUCAAUCCGAUACUUCGCUCAAUCCACACCAACCGGCAGAAGAAGAUUUGAACUAAUAACUAUAAACAUGGUUACCAUUAUUAGUCUGCUCACCAGCUCAUGGGCUUCUCUGAAUGUUCAAGUAAUAAUAACAGAAUUGGUUUUGGGCCUCCAAGUUUAUGAAGGCUCCAGAAAAUUCAACAAAAUAGAAGAAGUGGAGGAGGAACACAAACCACUGAAGAAACUGAAGAAGCUCUAUCGAUAUGCAUUCAUGAUACUUCUUUAUUUCUAUGUGGCCUUUUUCCUGGCUGGACAUUGGCUAUCCAGUUUUCUGUUCAUUCCAACCUUAGCGCGACUAUUUUACCCACACUUUUCUCUCUAUGUAUCUGGAAGCCUGCUUAUUUUGAAGAUUCUACUUCCAUCGCUCAUCUUCAUCUCGGCCCUGUAUGCACUGGUUCCAUUUGUGCGAAAGAACAACAGAUCGAUUUUGAUUUGCGUAUUCCUCAUCAGCGACGCCAUGGGUUUGUAUAUGUACUUCUUUGUACAAAACCGGAAAUCUUGGAAAAAAAUACGCAAGUGUCUGGAUAAGCUUCUGUUGACCCAUGUUGUUAACUAUAUGCUGCUGGGAUCUAUGUGCUUGGUCAAGAUAUUCAUGGCCAACACCACCACAGAAAAGCCGGAACGUAACUAUACCAGGUCUGCUCAACGAGAUUCUUCAAGAGAAGAAACUGAAGCUUAAAAUAUUUUGUGAAGCUGUAAUCAAAUUCUUGUGAUUAAAAAACAAAUAUUAUAAUUAUAAAAAAAACAUAUGAGGUUUUUAG